GGGGGAAGGGGGGGGGUGGGCGACAGGGGAAGAGGUUAGCUGAAAGCUUGGGCAAUAGUUCCAUCCUCUCAGAUCAAAAACCAUGAAGGAAUCACCAGGCACAUUGCACAUCUGCCCCUCACUAAAGUCCUUUUUUUCCAACAAAGUUGGAAGCAUGCUUUGUCAUUGCAAUUCAUCAAACAAGAACAAGAGAUUAGAUUCAAAGCUGGAAAAGAAGAUGAUGGAAGCCAUCAAACACAGAGGUGCAUCAGGGAAGAAUACAUUCAGAUCGAUGGACAGCAUAAUCUUGAGGUUUCCUCAAUUCAAAGAGGAGUUGAGAAACAUCAAGUGUGUGUUUGUGCAGUAUGAUGAAGACUCGAAUGGAUUUAUUGACCGUGAGGAGCUAAAAAAAUGCUUGAGCAAACUGCAAUUACAACUGACAGAGAAAGAAAUGGAAGAACUGUUCCAUUCUUGUGACUUUGAUGACAGUGAAGGAAUCCAAUUCAAUGAGUUCAUUGUCCUCCUUUGUCUCAUCUAUCUCCUGAUGGAGCCCUUGAAAUCUUCGCACACUACAUCGAAGAUGGGAUCACCACAGCUCGAUGAAACUUUUGAUACAAUUGUUCAAGCAUUCUUGUUUUUGGAUAAAAAUGGAGAUGGUCAGUUGAACCACAAUGACAUGGUCAGGGCAUUGAAUGAGGGUUCUCCUUGGGAGAAAUCUCCUGGGCGCAUCACCAAGACACGUUUCAAGGAAAUGGACUGGAACAAGAGUGGAAAGGUCAGUUUUAAAGAGUUCCUUUUCGCACUAACCAAUUGGGUUGGGAUUGAUACUGAUGAUGAGAAAGAAAUCUCUAUUACAUGAGGGAUGCGGUAGAUGUAAAGCAAAAUGAAGCAAACAAGCUCUCUUAGGUGAAAUUGAGUUGAUGCAGUUCAUCCACAUGAUCUAUGUGCCAAAAUACUAUUUGAAAUGUGGCCUGUGCAUUGAACUCACUACUUUCUAUAGUUUCUUUAAGAUGGUGUAAGAUGAGACAUUCAAGCUAUAAUGUUUACCAAGAUAAUUAUUUGUUA
Messenger RNA from Macadamia integrifolia, 1044 nucleotides. RefSeq names its product probable calcium-binding protein CML22. NCBI's taxonomy places the organism in Eukaryota, Viridiplantae, Streptophyta, Magnoliopsida, Proteales, Proteaceae. The record is from RefSeq and is a predicted model, not a curated record. The transcript is spliced from 5 exons. Gene Ontology annotation, molecular function: calcium ion binding. Bases 83 to 838 code for a protein of 251 amino acids.